AUGAAGGAGAUUAUCCUUAGCAUGAAAGGAAGAAUAGAUGAACUCCUAAAGGACAAGGAGGAACUACAGAAGAAAACGAAGGAAAACAAACCGGACCAGAAAAAAGAUACACCCGAAAAGGAGAAAGAGAAAAACAAAAAAGAGAAGAAGGAAGCCCAAAAGGACAAGGACAACGAGGACAAAAAUAAGGCCAAUAAAAUCCUGACAACAGCCCCCGAGACGGACAAGGAGAAAAACGAAGACAACAAAACUACCAAGAGGACAAGAGCCCAAGUAGUAACAACCGAGACAGAAACGGACGACGAAGGUUUCCAAAAAGUGGAAACCAAAAAAAGCCGAAAAACCAAGAAGAGAACGACAAAUGAUUUAGAAGAAAUCAGAAUGGACGCGGAAACAACGUCCAUGGACAUGGAAACGACGUCCAUAACUGGCGUACCAGUCGUACCAACCAGAGAACGUAAAACUCCGGAGGUCCCAGUCUGGCCAACCCCCAGGCCAACCGAGGACAGGCCAAACGAACAAGGCGUAUCAGCAAGCGCGGAUACGAAUCCGAGACAGACAAACCCCAUGUCACCACCACCGAUAGUUGUCCACGACAGCAAACGAUGGAACGAGAUUUCCAAAGGCCUUGAAGCCCAAAAAAUCGGGUACAACAAGGCAAAGCUCACCAGGGAUGGAAUAUACAUCCAUACGAAUAACGAGGAAGAGUGGCGCAAAGCCACAAGAUACAUGGAGGAAUUCCGCCUGGAAUUCCACACCUUCACCUUGAAAAAAGAAAUCCCACUCCACGCAGUAAUCCGGGGGAUACCGGAGAACGUGGAGGAAGCGGACGUCGCGGCAGAAUAUUUAACAACGAUUAUAUAUAAGAGAGUGUUUGACAAGAUUUAA
Messenger RNA from Leptinotarsa decemlineata (Colorado potato beetle), 888 nucleotides. Its product is annotated as DNA ligase 1-like. NCBI's taxonomy places the organism in Eukaryota, Metazoa, Arthropoda, Insecta, Coleoptera, Chrysomelidae. The record is from RefSeq and is a predicted model, not a curated record.